Molecule: messenger RNA, 1080 nt
Organism: Apaloderma vittatum (bar-tailed trogon)
Lineage: Eukaryota; Metazoa; Chordata; Aves; Trogoniformes; Trogonidae
Product: dedicator of cytokinesis protein 1-like
Exons: 11
Biological process (GO): cell migration; small GTPase-mediated signal transduction
Cellular component (GO): cytoplasm; plasma membrane
Molecular function (GO): guanyl-nucleotide exchange factor activity; small GTPase binding
Source: RefSeq, a predicted model, not a curated record
GGGAGUUUUGUUGCCUGCAUGACUGCCAUUUUAAGGCAAAUGGAGGACUACCACUACGCUCAUUUAAUCAAGACUUUUGGGAAGAUGAGGUCAGAUGUUGUGGAUUUUCUGAUGGAAACAUUCAUCAUGUUCAAGAAUCUCAUUGGGAAGAAUGUCUAUCCCUUCGACUGGGUUAUAAUGAAUAUGAUGCAGAAUAAAGUCUUUCUGCGAGCGAUUAAUCAGUAUGCAGAUAUGCUAAACAAAAAAUUUCUUGAUCAAACCAACUUCGAGUUACAGCUUUGGAACAACUACUUCCACCUGGCUGUUGCUUUUCUUACGCAAGAAUCUUUACAACUGGAGAAUUUUUCGAGUGCUAAAAGAGCAAAAAUACUUAACAAGUACGGUGAUAUGAGAAGGCAGAUUGGUUUUGAAAUCAGGGACAUGUGGUAUAAUCUAGGUCAGCAUAAAAUCAAGUUCAUCCCAGAAAUGGUGGGACCUAUCUUAGAAAUGACGCUUAUCCCUGAAACCGAACUUCGGAAAGCUACGAUCCCCAUCUUCUUUGAUAUGAUGCAGUGUGAAUUUCAUUCUACUAGAAGCUUCCAGAUGUUUGAGAACGAGAUCAUCACGAAGCUGGAUCAUGAAGUGGAAGGAGGCAGAGGAGAUGAACAGUACAAAGUGUUAUUUGACAAAAUUCUUUUGGAGCACUGCAGAAAACACAAAUACCUUGCUAAGAGCGGCGAAACUUUUGUGAAACUUGUCGUCCGCUUAAUGGAGAGGUUGUUGGACUACAGGACCAUAAUGCACGACGAGAACAAGGAGAACCGCAUGAGCUGUACUGUCAACGUGCUGAAUUUCUACAAGGAGAUUGAGAGAGAAGAAAUGUACAUAAGGUAUUUGUACAAGCUGUGUGACCUGCACAAGGAAUGUGAUAACUAUACAGAAGCUGCCUACACGCUACUUCUGCACGCCAAGCUUCUUAAGUGGUCUGAAGAAGCGUGUGCAGCACAUCUUACCCAGCGGGAUGGAUACCAGGCUGCUACUCAAGGACAGUUGAAAGAUCAACUGUAUCAAGAAAUUAUCCAUUACUUUGACAAGGGCAAG